Telopea speciosissima is the source of this 1828-nucleotide messenger RNA. RefSeq names its product protein terminal ear1-like. The record is from RefSeq and is a predicted model, not a curated record. Bases 32 to 1828 code for a protein of 598 amino acids. The transcript has 6 exons. NCBI's taxonomy places the organism in Eukaryota, Viridiplantae, Streptophyta, Magnoliopsida, Proteales, Proteaceae. Gene Ontology annotation, molecular function: RNA binding.
CCGGUAAGUGAAGAAACUUUGGUCGUGAGCCAUGGACGAAAACCGAAUUGUUCGGUUUCCUGGACACUUGGACCCUGGGGCGCUGGAGUUCAGACCCAGAAUCUCUUCCCCGCUGAACCAGGUUUCCCUACUUCGACCACCCCAUAUGUACUACCCGUUCCCCUCUUCUGCUUCAUACCCAUCUACAACUACUACUACUACUACUACUACUGCUGGUGGAGAUCCAAUGAUACCGGCCUUCUACAGUAUGAGCGUGAGUAUGGGUUAUCACCAGUCGCUCCCAGCUCCAGCCCAGUACGUUAGACCCACGAGAGGAAAUCAGCCUCCACCACCGCCAUUAGCGCUGCCGCCGCCUUCACCGACAGCCACUAGAGCUUUGGUUCUGAGUUCCGUCCCCGUGGACGUAAGUGAAACGAUGGUCCGUAGAGAAUUGGAAGCGUUUGGAGAGGUUAGGUCGGUGCAGAUGGAGAGAUUAUCGGAAGGAAUUGUCACCGUUCACUUCUAUGACCUGAGGCACGCGCAAGCGGCGUUGGUGGAGAUAAGGGAGCAGCACAUGCAGCAGCAGAGAAGGUGGAGGCAAUAUUACGCCGUUCUCCAGGAACAGCAGAUAAAUUUGUCUUUCGGGUUAGAGAAUUUCGCUGCACCAUUGCCUCCACCAGCGCCUGGGCUUAUCGCUGGCCGGGCUAUUUGGGCGCAGUUUACACUACUGGGGGUAAACAAUGUUCCCGAAGGGCAUAAUCAAGGAACGCUGGUAGUUUUUAAUUUGGAUUUGGAAGUCUCUUCCCGCAGGCUUAAGGAAAUUUUCGAAGCUUUUGGUCCCGUGAAAGAACUGAGAGAGGCUCCAUUGAAGCGGCACCAACGGUUCGUGGAGUUCUUUGAUAUCAGAGAUGCUGCUAGGGCUCUUUCAGAAAUGAAAGGGAAAGAAAUUUACGGGAAGCAUGUAAUAAUUGAGUUCAGUCGCCCUGGCAGCCAUGGCAGAAAGUACUUCAACUCCGCAGCUGUGGUAGCUCCCCCUAAUUUCAAUGUCACUAAUGGUGUUCACACCAGAAACAAUCAUAAUAUGAAAAUUUCGAAAUACCCAUCUCCAAAACCACCUCCAAGGUUGUUGGGUCGCUCAUCCUCGGAUGCUGUUCCAUGCCAUGUUUCUCAGUCGAUGUGCUUGCCUAAGAAAUGCAAUUAUAAGGGAAAUGUUGGUAGCAAUAGGAAAUCAGACCAUGAAGGAACGACAGUAACCAAAGGUUCGAUUUCUCUGCCGAGGAAGAGUAACAGCCAUGGCAACAAUUCUUCCACGACGACGAAGCUGUUGAGGAGUCGGUCAUGGAAGGGAAAACAUAAGAACUCUGAUGCUCAUUUCUUGAUCAACGAAGAUGCCCUUGUGGAUACCAGAACCACUGUCAUGAUCAAGAACAUACCCAACAAGUACAGUCAGAAGCUGCUAUUGAACAUGCUGGACAACCACUGCAUUCACUGCAAUGAACAGAUUGCCGACGGCGACGGUCAGCCCUUUGCUUCCUACGAUUUCGUCUAUCUCCCCAUUGAUUUCAACAACAAGUGCAAUGUGGGUUACGGGUUCGUGAACCUUACGUCUCCUCAAGCGGCAUUGAGGCUCUAUAGAGCCUUUCACAUGCAGUCAUGGGAGGUCUUCAACUCCAGGAAAAUAUGUCAAGUCACUUACGCCAGAUUACAGGGUUUGAAGGCGUUGAAGGAGCACUUUAGGAACUCGCAGUUCGCGUGCGAAAUUGGUGAGUAUUUGCCGGUGGUGUUUUCACCGCCUCGAGAUGGGAAGCAAUUGACGGAACCAGUGACAAUCGGCGGCCAGCCAAAAUAG